AUGCCAUGGAAAUCGGGUUUCAAGUGCGACGGGCCUCCAUCUUCUUAUUUUGACCUCGAUCUUGACGGCGUUGUGACGCUGGACAAGAUAGACGCUGGUCCUUCCCGCGCAGGUCGCCCUGAUUAUCACGUCAGCCUCAAGGGCAAGGGCCGCUCGCAUUCUGCCCCUAUCACUCCAUCCGUCUUCGACAUCAUCCCUGCGACCGACCUCGACACCUUUGCCCCUUUGCCCUUCGUAAUUCUUAAUUUGUUUGAUGAAUGCCUUCCUCGAGAACUCAGACUUCAGGUUCUGUCGUCCUUGGUUACUCUGCAUGAGGCAGACCACGAGCUGAUGAAACGAGAGGGUCGGUGGACGGUAAGCAAGGCAGCAACUUCCAGGUACAAGUGGGUGGGCAGGGACAGGGGCACCCGAGAACUGGUGAAGUUUAGCAGAGUCUCGAAGGCAUGGCGAGACCUUGUCUUUGACGGUCAACUAUGGACUGGUGUCAAUCUUUGUGCCUUCCCCAAACUUCCUGCUCCAGUUCUCUUACGUCUGUCAAAAAGUGCUGGAUCGUUCAUCAGGAAUAUUGACUUUGCUGGGCACACAAGCCUGACGCCAGCAACCCUAGCUGGAGUUGCUGAAAAUCUCUGCUUACAGCUUACUCCCCGCGACCCAUACUCCUGCACACAGCUCACUGCAAUUAACUUACAGGGCUGCUCUAUUCUGGAUGCUCGUGCUAUCCACGAAAUCCUCGCCCGCUCACCUCUACUCAGCUCCUUGUCUUUAAAAGGGCUUGAUGCCGUGACGAACAUCACCUUCCAGGUCCUCGCAGCGUGCCCACUCCUGACAUCAUUGAAUAUGAGUAGGUGUCCCAACAUCAAUGCGGACGGGCUGCUGUCCUUCUGUCGCCCAGCUGUUGGCGGGACCACGCUCCGUCUUAAAGAGUUGCGAUUAUCCGGCAUGACAGGAAUCUAUGAUGACGUCCUUGCAACCCUCGGGCAGUCAGCGCCUCUUUUGGAAGUCCUCGAUCUUAGCUAUUGCCGCAGUCUACACAACUCUGCCCUCGAAGCUUUUGUAGCAUGCUCGGCGGAUGACGAGAGCGUGGACAGCAUUUGGCUAAACGCACGCGAGGCAGGUCGAGAUACGCGAAAUGGUGGCAGAUACCGCAGACGCAUCACAAACAUCCGCCAUCUUGCCCUCUCGAACUGUGUGAUGCUAACGGACAUCGCGUGUUCAAACCUUGCACAUACGAUGCCCAAGCUGGAGCUGUUAGAACUAGCUGGAAUCGGACCAGAGCUCAAGGAUGAAGGCCUCGUUCGACUACUUAAGACGACACCUUUGAUCAGGAAGUUGGAUCUAGAGGAUGCAUACGAGAUCUCCGAUGUCCUUCUGGCCAGCAUCACUCCUGAUCCAGGUGACGCUGCCUCCGGCGUCCCCUCCGUUGAUUCAUCGCAGUCAGGUCACGCUCUUGAGCACCUCAUCGUUUCGUAUGCACUGAACCUUACGAACGAGGCAUUCUCUUCUUUGAUCCAUAACUGCCCAAAGAUUCGGGUGCUUGAGGCGGACGGUACACACAUCUCCGCCUCGGUCCUGCGCAAUUUUGUGCGGCUGGCUCGAUCGCGCCAACUAUCCGACGCCGAGCUCGUCGUCGUUGAUUGCCGUGCUGUUGGAGAGAGCGUCGUCAAGGAGGUAUCGGCGUCAACACGACCACGGAAGGGAUGGAGGAGCUGGCAUGCGCGCAAGCUCGGGUACUUCGAUGCACAAGAUGGGGAGGAGCUGAACUUGAAGCCGUCGCAACGCCAAGAUGAAUGCGACGAGAAGAGGGUUGUCCUGAAGUCGUUUUACAAUUGGCAAACGGUCGAUGCGGUAAGAGCCGCGCGAGAGCGGAAGCGGAAGUCGUCGAGGAAAUUGGUUUCCACUAAUAACAGCGAUGGAGAGGAAGGGCGGGGAUCACCGCCUGGCCGGACCCGGUGGUGGUCCCCCAGUGGAAGGCGAUCGUCGGGAACGAACACUCCUGGAGUACUAGAAACCGUUGAUCGAGAUGGCUGCACCAUCAUGUAA
Molecule: messenger RNA, 2040 nt
Organism: Coniophora puteana RWD-64-598 SS2
Lineage: Eukaryota; Fungi; Basidiomycota; Agaricomycetes; Boletales; Coniophoraceae
Product: RNI-like protein
Exons: 2
Coding region: 1-2040 (679 amino acids)
Biological process (GO): SCF-dependent proteasomal ubiquitin-dependent protein catabolic process
Cellular component (GO): SCF ubiquitin ligase complex
Molecular function (GO): protein binding
Source: RefSeq, a predicted model, not a curated record